GUGGCGGCUGAGGUUGGGGUCCUGAGUGCGCUAAGGGAGUUGAGCCUCAACUACAAUGAGCUGACGAGCGUGCCGGCGGAGAUCGGGCAGCUCACGUCGCUGACGGGGUUGAGCCUCAGCCACAAUCAGCUGACGAGCGUGCCGGCGGAGAUCGGGCAGCUCACAUCGCUGAGGUGGUUGAACCUCAGCUACAAUGAGCUGACGAGCGUGCCGGCGGAGAUCGGGCAGCUCACAUCACUGCAGUGGUUGUCCCUCGAAGACAACCAACUGACGAGCGUGCCGGCAGAGAUCGGGCAGCUCACGUCGCUGAGGGAGUUGAUCCUCAACAACAAUCAGCUGACGAGCGUGCCGGCGGAGAUCGGGCAGCUCACAUCGCUGGAGUGGUUGAACCUCGGCGACAAUCGGCUGACGAGCGAGCCU
This is a messenger RNA of Micromonas commoda, 420 nucleotides long. RefSeq lists its product with no specific name. The transcript has a single exon. Gene Ontology annotation, molecular function: protein binding. The record is from RefSeq and is a predicted model, not a curated record. The annotation marks the transcript as partial. NCBI's taxonomy places the organism in Eukaryota, Viridiplantae, Chlorophyta, Mamiellophyceae, Mamiellales, Mamiellaceae.